AUGCAGCAAGACAAGACCCUCCCUCUGCUGGAUGAUCCUGGGGCCGUAGAGGCCGCCUGUUUUGCAGCUAUUAAUCAGUCAUGUUGCGGAAAGGGUGGAAUACCUUACAGAGACCUCGACAAAGCUCGACUUGCGUACAAGACGAGAGACGUUGACGCCACGAGGCAAGUGAAGAGGGCUGGGGAGGCGCAUCAACACACCCAUCAACAAAAAGCCUAUGACGAGCUGUCCUGUUCGCAUACGGAAUCGCACAAGAAGACGUCUUCAGAUUAUUUGAAAGCCAUCGUAUUUGGAGGCCUUGAUGGCAUCGUUACGAUCUUCGCUAUUGUUGCCGGAUGCGUCGGGGCCAAUCUGCACCCCUCCAAGGUCGUCAUCAUUGGCAUUGGAAACCUCUUAGCAGAUGCUAUUAGCAUGGGCUUCGGCGAGUUUGUUAGCUCUGCAGCAGAAGAAGACUUCGUGAAAAGCGAACGGGAAAGAGAGGAGUGGGAGAUAGAGAACUGCCCCAAUGAGGAGAAACAGGAAAUGGUCGAGAUUUAUCGAGACCGCUAUGGCUUCACAGAUGAAGACGCAGACUGCCUAGUCAACAUCACCUUCAAGUAUCGCGAGUUUUUUGUGCAGCACAUGAUGGUGGAAGAAUUAGGUCUGAUGGCUAAUGAGGGCCCCAGUCCCAUAAGGCGAGGCGCAGUUAUGUUCGCUUCCUUCUCCAUUUUUGGCCUGCUGCCUCUUGCUGGGUUUGUGGCGUGGCUAACGCUUUCGGGCAUGAAAACAGACGGCCACUUGGCUUUCGCCAUGGCAUGCGUUAUCUCGGGAAUCGCUCUCUUUAUAUUGGGCUUCUUCAAGGGUCGCUUCGUUAACCAGAGUCCUCUGAAGUCAGGGCUUUUAAUGAUAAUAAAUGGAACGUGCGCAGGAACGGUGGCCUACGCAGUUGGGGCUGCUUUAGAGGAUGUUGUUGCUGUGACCGUGUAA
Eimeria maxima is the source of this 966-nucleotide messenger RNA. RefSeq names its product integral membrane protein, putative. The coding region runs from base 1 to 966 and encodes 321 amino acids. Gene Ontology annotation, biological process: intracellular manganese ion homeostasis. NCBI's taxonomy places the organism in Eukaryota, Apicomplexa, Conoidasida, Eucoccidiorida, Eimeriidae. The transcript has 7 exons. The record is from RefSeq and is a predicted model, not a curated record. Gene Ontology annotation, cellular component: membrane. Gene Ontology annotation, molecular function: iron ion transmembrane transporter activity; manganese ion transmembrane transporter activity.